AAUCCAACGUUAAUUUCCAUCACAUUCCUUCCGACUCUACUACAACUUCAACUCUAUAAAUUACAACACCAUUGAAUCCAAACAUCAUCAAACAAAAACAACUUCAACACAAAAAAGAAGAACAUUCUCUUGCUUAAAAGUUCAAAAACAGAAUACUAAUUCAGCUACAAUGACAAACUCAAGAGUUUAUCUCUGCCUAAUCUUUCUCAUGUUCGUUACUACUCCACCUGUGCUCUGCUCUCGCAGCCCGAGACUCGCAGCACCAUCAGCUACAAUAGGGAAUAGAUUCCCAUUCCAAGGCUGGCCUUUUCACAAGUAUGCUCCUUUCCCAAUGGUUAAGCCUACAAAUCCUUCUGUUCCUACAACACCCUCUUCUUCUGGAGCUGCUGCUGAGGAAGAGGAAUCUGAGAAGGUGCCUUCUUCUCCAAACAAAGGAAACAGAGAUGGAGGCAACGCUUAA
Molecule: messenger RNA, 460 nt
Organism: Capsella rubella
Lineage: Eukaryota; Viridiplantae; Streptophyta; Magnoliopsida; Brassicales; Brassicaceae
Exons: 2
Coding region: 170-460 (96 amino acids)
Source: RefSeq, a predicted model, not a curated record